GGGGGGUUUGGAAAAAAAAGGGGAGGGGGAGUUGUGCGCAGGCGCGCUGUGCAGUCCGGUCUCGCGCGGCGGGCCGGCGGAGCGCGUGUGCGGGGAGGGGAGUCGGCCAUGUCGGCGGGCGGUGAGGUGGAGCGACUGGCGGCCGAGCUGAGUGGGGCCGGCGACGAGGAGGAGUGGCUCUACGGCGAUGAAAAUGAAGAAGAAAGGCCAGAGGAAGCACCUGCUAGUGUUCCAACCCCAACGGGAAAUGAAGAAGAAGGAGCAGCUGAAAAUGGCGUAGUGAAAAUGAAAGUGACAGAGGCCGAAGAUGACAGUGACAGUGACAGUGAUGAUGAUGAAGAUGAUGUUCAGGUCACUAUUGGUGAUAUUAAAACAGGAGCACCGCAGUAUGGGUAUGGAGCAGCACCAGUGAAUCUCAAUAUUAAAACAGGAGGGCGAAGUUAUGGAUCCUCUGGCACCAAAGUAAAAGGAGUUGAUCUUGAUGCACCAGGAAGCAUUAAUGGUGUUCCGCUAUUAGAAGUUGAUUUGGAUUCUUUUGAAGAUAAACCUUGGAGAAAACCAGGCGCUGAUCUCUCAGAUUAUUUCAAUUAUGGGUUUAAUGAAGAGACUUGGAAAGCCUACUGUGAAAAACAAAAGAGAAUACGAAUGGGACUCGAAAUUUUACCCGUUACCACAGCUACAAAUAAAAUAACGGCCGAAGACAUUGCUAUGGAAGUAACGCCAGGGACAGAGAUUCCAGAUGGCACAUACAGUCUUUUUAAGGUGCAGCAGGGCAGAACUGGAAAUAUGGAGAAAGAAGUAGCACUUCCACCAGUCAAAACUGAGUUUACAUCUCCCCCACCCUUAUUCAAGACAGGAGUCCCAUCAAACAGACUGUUUUUGGAAGAGGUUGAUCUCCAGCCGAGGAUAACUGGACAUUGGGGGCCAAGUUUGAGAAACAGCGCCUCUUCUCAGUCGCAGACAGGCACUGCAGUCAGGAAAACCAGUUCGGGCGCUGUGAAGUGGCAGGCUCGAUAUGGGAGGGCUGAGUCACCCGAACUAAGACGCCUCUCUGGGACAAUAGAUGUGAUUGGACAGACCAUCACAAUCAGCCGAGUAGAGGGAAGGCGGCGUGCCAAUGAGAAUAGCAAUAUUCAGGUUCUUUCUGAACGCUCCAGCAGUGAUGUAGACAACAAUUUUUCCAAGCCGCCUCCGUUUUUUCCUCCAGGAGCUCCACCCACCCAUCUUCCUCCACCUCCAUUCCUUCCACCGCCUCCAUCAGUUAGUACUGCUCCUCCUCUUAUUCCUCCUCCAGGUAUACCAAUAACUGUGCCACCGCCAGGCUUUCCUCCCCCACCUGGAGGACCACCACCUUCCCUUAUACCAACUAUAGAAAGUGGACAUUCCUCUGGUUAUGAUAGCCGCUCUGCUCGUGCAUUUCCAUACGGUGGUGUCACCUUUCCGCACCUUGCAGGUUCUGCCCCAUCAUGGACUAGCCUCAUGGACACAACCAAACAGUGGGAUUAUUAUUCCCGAAGGGAUAAAGACAGAGAGCGUGAAAGAGACCGAGACCGAGAACGGGAUCGGGAUCGUGACCGAGAGCGGGAACGGACCCGAGAAAGGGACCGGGAGCGGGAGCACAGUCCAACUGCAAGCGUGUUCAAUAGUGAUGAAGAGCAGAGAUACAGGUACAGAGAAUAUGCAGAGAGAGGCUACGAACGACAUAGGACAAGUCGAGAGAAAGAAGAGCGGCACCGAGAAAGGAGACACCGCGAGAAAGAAGAGACGAGACACAAAUCGUCACGGAGCAACAGCCGGCGUCGCCAUGAUAGUGAAGAAGGAGAGAGCCACAGGAGGCAUAAACAUAAAAAGUCAAAAAAGAGCAAAGAAGGGAAAGAAAUGGGUGGCGGUGAACCAGUCUCUGAACAAGAAAACACUGAAGCUGCCCCUGCAGAAUAGGCAUGUGAUAUUGUUGCCUACUUGCUUAUAUUAAUGCCAGAAAUAGAUUGCUCUAAAUCUAAUUAUUUUUCUGGGUCUUAAGAUGUUGCUCUUAAUCUUGUUCUGUUAGUAGAAAAGCAUACGUUUAAUUUGGGUUUUUGAAAAUAAAAGAGUGAAUUUUUUCAUGUUAAAAGCAAGACUGUUUUGUCUUCUUUAUGCCAUUGGAACAGUGAAGACGUCACCAAAAAGUUGUGUUUGGUUACUGAAAUUCCUUGCAUUUAAUCCAAGAUUCAUCGAAAUGGAAAAUGCAGAAUUAAUACAGAGGCUUCUCACGUUCAAAUAAAUAUUUCACACAUGGC
Molecule: messenger RNA, 2276 nt
Organism: Notechis scutatus (mainland tiger snake)
Lineage: Eukaryota; Metazoa; Chordata; Lepidosauria; Squamata; Elapidae
Gene: FIP1L1
Product: factor interacting with PAPOLA and CPSF1
Cellular component (GO): mRNA cleavage and polyadenylation specificity factor complex
Source: RefSeq, a predicted model, not a curated record